Molecule: messenger RNA, 2495 nt
Organism: Lacerta agilis (Sand lizard)
Lineage: Eukaryota; Metazoa; Chordata; Lepidosauria; Squamata; Lacertidae
Gene: GPR39
Product: G protein-coupled receptor 39
Exons: 3
Coding region: 413-1807 (464 amino acids)
Biological process (GO): G protein-coupled receptor signaling pathway
Cellular component (GO): membrane
Molecular function (GO): G protein-coupled receptor activity
Source: RefSeq, a predicted model, not a curated record
UCCCUUUUUUUUGCCACCUUAUCUUUUCAGUCACUAACCACAUCCCACCCGGCUGUUCAGCUAGAAGUUAAUGUUUGACGGAUGUGGUUGCCUGUCGGCUAGAGGGAACUCUCGUCACUCAGAAGCUGGCGGGGCAAGUAACAGGGAGUGCCUGGAGAAAACCCGAAGGGCUUAGCCUUCCUUCCAUCAGGGAGAAUUGGGUGCAUCCUGAAGCGUGUGAGGAGGAAUUAGGUACAGAAAAGAAACAAUACUUAGAAGAAAGAAGCAUUUCCUUCGUGGUUCUUCUUCUUUUUAAAGGGAAUAAUGGUUUGUCUCAUCUCAUUUCCUGGAUUGACUAAUCCACUAAUGUGACUGGUGUGAGGUGCUGAUUCAGAAAAAAAGUAGUGUUGCCUGUUUGGGUGUAGCUCUGCUCAUGGAGACAGGAAACAGCCAGCAGGAUUGUUCGGAUAUAAUUGAUGAAACCCACAUUAAGGAAUUCGAAGUGGCCCAAUGGAUCAAGAUCACCCUAGCCCUUAUCUACGCCGUCAUCUUUGUGGCAGGCAUUGUGGGCAACAGUGUCACCAUCCAGACGACCAAACUGCUGCAGAAGAAGGGCUACUUGCAGAAGGAGGUCACAGACCACAUGGUGAGCCUUGCAUGCUCAGACCUGCUGGUCCUCUUGCUGGGGAUGCCUGUGGAGUUCUUCAGUAUGAUCUGGACCCCUUUCUCCACCCCUCAAGGCAACCUCGCCUGCAAGCUCUACUGCUUCCUUUUUGAGGCCUGCAGCUAUGCUACGGUGCUGCAUGUGGCCACUCUCAGCUUUGAAAGGUACAUUGCCAUCUGCCACCCUUUCAAGUUUAAAGCUGCUUCUGGGCCCUGCAAAGUGAAGAUCCUCAUUGCCUUUGUCUGGAUUACAUCUGUCCUUGUGGCCUUACCUCUUCUCUUUGCAAUGGGCACAGAGUACCCAUUGGAAGCCAUCAAGGGCCACCGAGGAUUGGUUCCCUGCAGCAAACCCAAACCCCGGCACCAGAUACCUGACUUGAUGAUAAAUGUCACCAUAUGCACCAGCUUGUCGUCUCGAUGGAAGGCCUUCCAGUCUGGUAUCUUCACUGCUUUUAUUGUGUAUGUUGUGGUGUUGGUAUCUGUGGCUUUUAUGUGCCGGAAUAUGAUGAAAGCCCUGAUGAUCCACAAACAAGGGACCUUAGCCGUGAGAGGGGAGAGAGAAAGCCAAAACCAGUACCUAAGGAAAAACGAGAAUUCCGAUGGCAGGAGUUCCAGGAAACAGACUAUCCUCUUCCUAGGAUUGAUCGUUGCCUCUCUGGCAAUAUGCUGGCUGCCAAAUCAAGUUCGAAGGAUCAUGGCUGCUGCUAGACCUAAGCAGGACUGGACAGUCCCCUACUUUAGAGCAUACAUCACCCUGCUACCUAUAGCAAAUACGUUCUUCUACCUCAGCUCCGUCGUGAACCCGCUCCUGUACAAUAUCUCCUCCCAGCAGUUCCGGAAUGUGUUUGUUCAGGUCCUCCGCUGUCGCCUGACACUGGAACACGCCAACAAACAGAAGCUUUUAAGAGCCAAUUUGAAUUCUGCAGCCGAUAGUCGCCGCUCGCGGCGCCCAUUGAUCUUCGCGUCAUCCGCCGUGCGCAAGUCUUCCACCAAGAGCGCUAACAAGGUUUUCUUAAGUACUUUUCAGAGCGAAACCAAGCCUGGCUGCAGUUUGCAGAAAUUGAGUCUUGAAUCACUGGAGCUGAAUGUGAAAACGAUGCCACUGGAGACUUGCACAGAUCCUAGCCCUGCUAACCAAAAUGGACUUUGUGAACACGAACUGUGAAUCCACAUUUAAAAAAACAAAGCCAGAUGAUACAGUAUGCUAAAAAUUGGAUUUUUAAAAAAUAAAUAAAUAAGCACCACAAAGGGUUUUUGCAAUCUAUUUGGUUGCACCCUCCAAGUUUAAGUGCUUUGUUUCGAUAGACUACGUCCCAGUAACAUAAAUGAAUAUGGGUUCUACAUGGGUGACGGCUUUUUUUUUAAGUGCAUACCAGAAAGACAGGACAACUAGACGUAUUCUGCUGCUAACGAAGUUGCUGAGGAUUUUUCAAAUCAAACUCUUCUUUUAGCAGUUGGAAGCAAACAGCAACAUUACAAUGGAAACCAGCUGUGCCUGGACAACAAGACACCAAUAACAAAAAAAAUUAUUCCAUUAGAGUUCAGCAGUGUACUGAUGUUAAAAAUGCCAAGCUAGAGAGCAGUAUGGUUGUUAAUAUACCAGCCCUGGCAUGGUGCCAGAGUUUCCCCUCUUCUUUGGCCUGGGCCCAUUGCAGAGUGGAGUAUUGCAGCAGCUUAUACAAACAGAGUUUAUCUUCCCUGGAGUACAGAAAGUCUGGUAUCCGGCAGAGGUCAUGAGGCAAGCUGCAGAGGAUGCGCAGGACUUGCGAUACAGGAUCCCUAUGGACACAGAACAAAAGUUUAUUUAGCCUCAUAUGAACAAACAUGCUUUCUACUGUAUGUUAGCUCUUUUU